Molecule: messenger RNA, 1053 nt
Organism: Blepharisma stoltei
Lineage: Eukaryota; Ciliophora; Heterotrichea; Heterotrichida; Blepharismidae
Source: the annotation of a GenBank genome assembly
AUGGAUACAAGAAACAUCAAUGUUCCAAGGUCAUAUACAACGCCGAGAUUAGAAGUUGUCCAAGUAGAUUACUAUAAAGAUAUCAUAAAUCACAUUUACUUUUCAUGCGGAAUGCAAAUCUUUUAUAUGUUUUUGAUUGCUUCAUGUAUGCUUAUUAGUUUAUGGAUAGUUACUCACAUAGCUUCGUACCCAGGUAUAUGCUAUUUAGACCAUCUCUGAUUUUUCAUUGUGGAAAUUCUGCUUUCUUCUUUUGUUAUCUUAGAAGUUUUGAUUCGGUUCUUUUUACUCGGAUCAAUGAAAUUUUGAAUUAGUUGGAGUAAUAGGUUUGACUCAUUCGUGGCUUUUCUAUGUGUGAUAGGAAUAGCUAUCACUGUUUGCUAUUUUGCAAUUCAUGAUAUUGAAGAAACUGUAGGAAUUAGUUUAUUAGUCAUAAGAAACUCGAUUAGUCUUAUACGGGUUGUGGUGUUUUUUAAAAACCAGGACAGAGCUUUGUUGAGCAGUGUACAUUUGGCAGAUAACCCAGGAAUUCUUGACGAUUUCCAAAGCUCUUUGGUACCUGAGCGAGCUGAGCCAGACCAAAAUGAGAAGAGAGAAAGGUUCAUUUAGUGGCAUUUUUUCAGGCCCAAUUAAGGACUUUUUAAAAAAAUUUCUUGUUCUUCUUUCUGAUUGAUAUCAAAAUUGUAACGCCAUCACAUAUUAGUGACAUCAUCUCUUGGGAGAUCCCUGCUCCUUCUGAAUCCAAACUCUAGCGGCUGCUGCUAGUCCUAAUUCAGAGGGAAAAUCGGCUGGAGAUGAUUGUCUGGACCUCCUUCACGCCUCCAACCCAAUACGAAGCCUCCUAGCACCCCUUUAUUUCGUGAAGUCACCCUAAAUUUGCUGCUACACUCCUCAAGGACCUAGUGAAAAGUCUAUUUAUUCUGGCAAAACUCACUCAGACCUUCCACAAGAGUAGACCCUCGGGUAAUAGCGCUUGGAGGGUUGGCUUUUUGUUGCCUCAAUGCUAUAAAAAAUAAGUCAGACCAAAAUGAAGAUAGAAUAAUAAUAAAUUUCUAG